This is a messenger RNA of Drepanopeziza brunnea f. sp. 'multigermtubi' MB_m1, 648 nucleotides long. RefSeq lists its product as uncharacterized. The record is from RefSeq and is a predicted model, not a curated record. Gene Ontology annotation, cellular component: extracellular region. Gene Ontology annotation, biological process: carbohydrate catabolic process. Lineage: Eukaryota; Fungi; Ascomycota; Leotiomycetes; Helotiales; Drepanopezizaceae. Gene Ontology annotation, molecular function: cutinase activity.
AUGAAGCUCCCCCCUGCUCUGCUGCUACCGUUGGCUCUGUCGAUCAGAUCCUCACUUGCCCUUCCCUCUGUCCUCAAGGCUCGUGAUCUCACCCUCGAUACUCAGAAUGAUCUCGUCAAUGGCGUGCCUUGCAAGAAAUUCACACUCAUCCAUGCAAAAGGUACUACUUCACCGGGCAACGUCGGUACCGAGACCGGCCCACCAUUCUUCCAAGCAGUCGCACGUUUAGUCGGACAAGAAAACGUCGCGGUCCAAGGGGUCGAAUACGAUGCUGAUGUUAUUGGCUUUCUCCGAGGUGGAGAUCCUGACGGGUCAGAAUAUAUGGCGAAUCUCGUCGAGGAGGUUCUCUCCCGGUGCCCAGACACCAAGGUCACGUUGAGCGGCUGGAGUCAAGGCGCCCAGCUUGUACACAACGCCGCGGAACUACUAAAGCCCGAAACCGCGGCAAAGGUUUCGUCAGCGAUCACGUUCGGCGAUCCAAAGAAUGGUGAACCAUUCGGACAGAUCCCACAAUCCAGGACCACUAUCUAUUGUAAUGACGGUGACUACAUCUGCGAAGGGAGCAUCAUAUUAACAGAUGCGCACAGCACGUACGAACAAGACGCCACCGCGGCGGCGCAGUUUGUCGUCCAGCAGGCUGCGCUAUAG